AUGCUGCAUGUGAGAAUGCUCUCUGGUGGAGACAUGGCCAUACCUCUUGAGGAGAUGGAGAUCGAUGACGUCAAGGGCUUGAAGCGACACCUGGGUCACCUACAUGGAUUUCCUCUGGGAUUUCGGCAGAGGAUUCUGUUGGAUGGUAAGGUUCUGGCGGAUGUUGCCAAGCUGGACUGCUCAAUGGAGCUGGAUCUCGUUCUCUUGAACUUCGCCGAGGUUUCUCAGGAGCAGGUGAAUGACUUUGUAGCCGCUGCUUAUCACGGCUCCAAGGCGGAGGUGGAGUCCAAGCUGCAGCUGCCCCAGGAUCCCGACUUGAUGCGGACGGAGGGAGUCACAGCGUUGAUGGCAGCAUCUUACGGAGGUCGUGUCGAAGUCGUGAGCUUACUGCUCGAGGCCGGAGCAGACACGAAUCUGGGAGAUAGCGCUGGCGAUCUUAACGCGUUGAUCCAGGCAUGUCACGGAUGUCAUGUCGAAGUAGUCCGCCUGCUGCUGGAGGCCCGCGCCAAUGCGAACGUGGCGGGUGGGAGGGGCAACACACCUUUGGUCAUGGGAUCCGACAUAGGUCAGGCCGAAGUAGUCCGCCUGCUGCUGGAUGCCGGCGCCGACACAAACGUGACAGACAUCAUCGGCCACACUGCCUUGAUGUCGGCAUCUGGGAAAGGUCAUGUCGAAGUAGUCCGCGUGCUGCUGGAAGGCGGCGCCAACACGAACGUGACGAACGGCAACGGCUACACAGCUUUGAUGUCGGCAUCUGGGAAAGGUCAUGUCGAAGUAGUCCGCUUGCUGCUGGAAGGCGGCGCCAACGCAGAUGCCAAGGACAGAGGCGGCUGCACAGCAUUGAUGUCGGCAUCUGAGAACGGUCAUGUUGAAGCAGUCCGCUUGCUGGUGGAUGCCGGCGCCGACACAAACGUGGCAGACUUCGGCCGAACAGCUUUGAUGUCGGCAUCUGGGAAAGGUCAUGUCGAAGUAGUCCGCUUGCUGCUGGAAGGCGGCGCCAACACGAACGUGACGAACGGCUACGGCUACACAGCUUUGAUGUCGGCAUCUGGGAGAGGUCCUGUCGAAGCAGUCCGCUUGCUGCUGAAAGCCCGUGCCGAUACCAAGGUGAUGGCCCGUGGCGGCGGCACAGCUUUCAUGAGGGCAAUGCGCUUCAUGUACGAUCUCUUCAAGUCCGCCAAGCAGACGCAGGCUGCACAACAGAAGAUCCAGGAGCUGAUUCAGGAGAAUCUGGUGGAAGGCAGCCUCGGGCUGGCCGAGAUGUUCUGGGUGGUGCGCUUGCCGGAAGCAUGGGCCAAAGAGGAUCACAUCAUCAAGGAGGCAGGUGGUGUUGGGCAGCUUGUUGCAGUGACUACACAAUUGACCGCUGCCGUCAACAUGGCGUGGUACCCUGUGCUGCUGCUGGGAUGCGCAGUCUUGUCUUCGGCUGCCCCAAGCUUCACCGUCAAGGGAAGUCGACCUACGAUCCUCGAAGGGGUGGGUUUUCAGCUGGACCUUACCUUGAGCUACCCUUCCGGUGACAACUUGGCCGCUGGGAGCAACAUCUACGUGCGGGUUCAGAAGGGUGGUCAGUCCGUCUCUGGCGUAAAGACCUACCCCCUCUAUUCCGGCGACGAGCUCCGGACGUCACUGACCCUCAGCGACCUGGUGCUGAACGAAGUAGGCACUCAUGAGCUGACUGUGGAUGUUGCAUACUCCGCAGACUUCCUUGGAGCUUCCUCGGGGACAUACGAAGCGUGGGUGAUCUCCGGCUUCGUAUCCCUGCUGCCACCGCUCUUCGUGGUUCUCGUGGCUGGAUUGACUCAGGAAGUGCUCUGGGCACUGUGGGUCGGCUUGUUCGUGGCCGGGGCCAUCGUCCAUCAGGGGAACAUCUUCGAUGCGUUCCUGAGGACGCUGGACACAUACUUGGUGAACUCCCUGGCAGACUCAGGCCACGCCUUCGUGAUUCUUUUCUCCUGGUUCCUCGCUGGACUCGUGGCAGUUGUGCAGAAGUCGGGCGGUGGCCAUGGCAUUGCCAACAUCAUGCUGAAAAGGAUCUCGACGCGACGUGGUGUCCAGCUAGCAGUGUACCUUCUGGGCUUCGUGAUCUUCUUCGAUGACUAUGCGAACACGCUGAUUCUCGGCAACACCAUGCGAGGCAUCUCUGAUGCUUUCUUUGUGAGCCGAGAGAAGCUCGCCUUCCUCGUUGAUGCGACCACUGCGCCGAUUGCUUCCUUGGCUCCGAUCUCCUCCUGGAUUGGCUUUGAGGUCGGCCUCAUCAAUGAUCAGCUAGAGACCUUGAAGGGGCUGGGGUACACAGAUGCCCUGGCGGAAGCCGGUCUCACAAGCGGCUAUGGCAUCUUCCUGUCCUCUCUGGCAAGUCGGUACUACCCUAUCUUCAUGCUCGUCUUCCAGCUGAGCCUCAUUGUCUUCCAGCGCGAUGCUGGCCCAAUGCUCCAGGCAGAGCGCCGUGCCUUUGACAACAAGCAGGUCAUUUCACCCACGGCCAAGGAGAGUGAGGUCACGCUCGAUUCAUCCAUGGAGCCAUCGGAGAGCACGCCCAAGUUGUGGUGGAACAGUGUGGUGCCAAUUCUUUCGACUCUGAUCGCUGUGUUCGCCGCCCUGCUGGUCACGGGCUACAACACCACGGUGGAUGGUGGCCAGGAGAUGACUGCAGAGAACUUGUUCGGCAACGGGGACUCUUACUCUGCCCUUUUGUGGGGAGGAUUCAUCGGGAGCGUUGUCACCUGGGUCUUUAUCCGUUUGCAGUACCAGUACAAGGGUGAGAUCUACAAUCAGUGGAAGCACUGGGUGGCGUGCGAUUUCCGCAUGCAGAUCGAUGGAGAUGACGCCGAGGCGCCACGGCCCAUUCUCAACUUCAAGGAAUCCCUGGAUGUGUGGAUUGAGGGUGUGAAGGGCCUCACUGCUCCGGUCUUGGUGUUGCUCAUGGCCUGGGGGAUUGGGGCUGCGGUGAAGGAUGUCUCGUGCGACCUCUUCUUCGCCAGCGUGUUCUCUUCGGAUUCCUUGGAUUAUCGCUCCUUGCCGACACUCACGUUCCUGAUCUCCUCGCUGAUGUCGUUCUGCACGGGCACUUCAUGGGGAACCAUGUCCAUCAUGUUCCCGCUUGUCUUGCCAGCGGCGUGGAUCAGCUCGAACGGAGACCAAGAAAUCUUCGUGCUGGUGGUCUCUGCCAUUUUGGCGGGAUCUGUUUUCGGAGAUCAUGCAACGGCCAUCUCGGACACCACCAUCCUCUCUUCCAUGGCUACCAAGUGUGACCUCCGCCACCAUGUUGUGACACAGCUUCCCUACGCACUCUUCGUAGCCGUUGUUGCGAUUCUCCUGGGCUACCUUCCAGCCUCCUUCCUCCUUCCAGCUUGGCUGGGCCUGCUCCUGGGCAUCGUCGUGAUGUUCCUCGCGCCUUUGGUCUUCGCGGAGAAGGUGGACCAUCCCCAGCGGCGUCUGGAUCCAACGAUGAGGGUCCUGGAGUGGGCCCGAGUGACCCUCCUGAAGGGGAAGCCUACUGAGACGGCUCCAAUCAAGUCCGAGAGUGAGAAGGAGGAGAAGGAUGUCGGAGACCGGGCUUUCUGA
Molecule: messenger RNA, 3567 nt
Organism: Symbiodinium sp. CCMP2592
Lineage: Eukaryota; Dinophyceae; Suessiales; Symbiodiniaceae
Source: the annotation of a GenBank genome assembly